Messenger RNA from Cooperia oncophora, 294 nucleotides. The record is from the annotation of a GenBank genome assembly. Lineage: Eukaryota; Metazoa; Nematoda; Chromadorea; Rhabditida; Trichostrongylidae.
AUGGUGAAACUAUAUUGCCCACGGUGUUGCGAUGUGUUCAUUCCGCGGUCUUCACGUCAUUUACACACGGAUGGAAGUUAUUUUGGCACUGGGUUUCCGCAUAUGUUGUUCUUUGUGCAUCCUGAGCUUCGUCCUCGCAAACCAGCCACGCAGUUCAUACCCAGAUUAUACGGGUUCAAAAUCCAUCCUCUGGCGUACAACUUGCAGUACCAGCAGGCACCGCAGCAGGCAAACAAUGGUCCACCUGUCGAAAAAGGUGGUUUCGAGCAAUUUGCCAAUGCGUACGGGCUGUGA